AUGACAGAAGCACAGUCUGCAGCAUUAAGCGAAAAGCUUAGUAUACCAAAUGAAGCUGAGCUAAAAUACCUCUCAAGUAUUGACAAAAGCCGUGUGAUACCAAUAGACGAACCUGUUAAAGCGGAGAAUUUAAACAGCGUUGUGAAUAUUGAUGGGAUUAUGUUACCCAUUCAUGAUAAAGGGCAAGUCCAGAAAAGUAGUCUUGUUCCCGUCAAAUCUACAGUCAGCAAUUUGAGGAGCUUGGCUUUGGCUGUGGCAUCAGUUACUAAAAUAAUAAAUUGGGCAGGCUGCUAUUAUUCAAGGUUAUGUCACGCAAAAUCAUUGUGUGGCAGCAAAAUAGAGCUUCAAGAUGCUAUAGAUAGAUUAUCAGAUCAUCUAGUGAAUACUACUAAUGCGGAAAUAUUAAAAGAGCAUGUAUCCAAUUUGCUAUUGGCAUUGGUAUCGUCCAAAAUCCUGCUGAAACCCAUAAAGAAAAGCACUGACCAUUAUUUGGAUUGGCUUGUGCAUCUUGACAACUCAUAUGUUUUAGCAAUAUUGAGCGAUCAUCCAGAUAUAUUGCAAUAUGCCCUUAAAUAUUUUGAGCUCAAUCCGACACCUCCAUUUUCCGUUUACGGAUCAGAAGUUGAAAAUUGCCCUCGGGCUCCUAAGAAAAGGAGAUACAUUAGUAAUCAUCGGGACUUAUCAGACAGUCAGAUUGUCACUUGUUCUUAUAAAUUGCUCACAAAACUACCAAAUGAAUUUUCCAUCAAAUGGGACUGGUCUGUUUUUAUUCACCGGUUUAGUGACCACUAUGAUGUUGGAGUUCGAAGGAUGGUCAAGGAAUGCAUGGUUAUCGUUACCAACAUGACAGAAGCACAGUCUGCAGCAUUAAGCGAAAAGCUUAGUAUACCUAACGAAGCUGAGCUAAAAUACCUCUCAAGUAUUGACAUAAGCCGGGUGAUACCAAUAGACGAACCUGUCAAAGCGGAUAAUUUAAACAGCGUUGUGAAUAUUGAUGGGAUUAUGUUGCCCAUUCAUGAUAAAGGGCAAGUACAGAAAAGUAGUCUUGUUCCCGUCAAAUCUACUGUCAGCAAUUUGAGGAGCUUGGCUUUAGCUGUGGCAUCAGGUAAAGCAGUAUGCCUUCUGGGCCCUGUGGGUUCAGGAAAGACAUCUUUAGUAGAACAUUUAGCCGCGAUAACUGGCCGCAAGCAAUUUGCGUUCAAAAAAGUGCAGUUAGGAGAUCAAACGGACUCGAGGAUGUUGUUGGGUUCCCAUCAGUGUACCGACGUCCCGGGAGAAUUCAUUUGGAGGCCCGGAGUGUUGACUGAGGCGGUACAAAACGGCCAUUGGUUGUUACUUGAGGACAUCGACUCUGCAGCGCUGGACGUUGCAUCUACCUUGAGUUCACUUCUCGAACGCAACUCCCUUUGCGUGCCCGGAUACAGGGAUGCGUUGCCCGUCACUCCCGGAUUCCAAUUAUUUGUUACCCAAAGGACACUCGCAACACAUGCAGGAUUCCAAAAGAAAAUGUCCAGCUCGAGCACAUUGCUCCAAAAACAUUUGACGCAAAUAAACGUUGAACCAUUGUCAAGGUCCGAACUAGGAGAGAUUAUCCAAACUCUUUACCCCAGUCUCUCCACAAUCAGCGCCAAGAUUAUCGAAGUUUUCAUGAUGUUCUCUGUGGGCAGUCAUGACACAUCCUUACAUUCCACUAAACUAGACAGUCAGGACAAUGAAACUAGUAUCACAGUCAUGAGAGGUUCUCGACUUAUCUCCACAAGGGACUUAAUCAAAUGGUGUUCAAGAUCUGUACAAGACUUUGAUGUGUCAAGUCCUGAAUCCGCUUUGAAAGUUCUGCAGGAUGCCUUGGACAUAUUCACCUGCUCAGUCUCCUCACCAGAGCACAGGCUUGAACUGGCCAAAAAGAUCGGCACAUGUUUAGGCAUCGUGGAAACCAAAUCGGAGUUUUAUUGCAAACACCACAAGCCGAAUGUGUCUCUCACUACAAGGGCGCUCGAAGUCGGAAGAGCUAAAGUACAAAGAGUUGAAAAGAGUUUAGAAUCAAUAGAUUUGGAUAGCAAACAGGUAGUGUUUUCCUUCACAAGGCAGUCAGCUUGUUUACUAGAGAGAAUAGCUUGUUGUGUCACGUCUAACGAGCCAGUGCUACUUGUUGGUGAAACAGGAACAGGGAAAACAUCAUCCGUCCAGUACCUUGCGAGACAAACGGGUCACAAGCUUGUAGUCAUAAAUAUGAAUCAGCAAUCGGACUCUGCUGACUUACUCGGUGGCUACAAACCGGUCGAUAUGAAAUACGUCAUCAGACCCAUCAUUAACGAAUUCGAUGGACUAUUCCGCAGCUUCUAUAAUGUAGAAAAAAAUCAGAAGUUUUUAGGACAUAUCGAAACUUGUUACGAAUCAGAAAAUUGGACGGCUCUAUUGGCGCUGAUCAAGCAAAGUUACAGAUCUGCUGUCACCAGGUUAACUAAUGAAAGGAAAGAAGAACGACUUAAGGUGUGGCAAGCUUUUGGCCAUAAACUUAGCAAGCUAGAGCUCCAAGUGAAAGCCGCCUCGAAACUGACGUUUGCUUUCAUAGAGGGUUCCUUAGUUAAGGCUAUGCAAGAAGGCUACUGGGUACUCCUGGAUGAGAUAAACUUGGCGUCAGCUGAGAUAUUGGAGUGUCUCGCUGGAUUGUUGGAGGAUAAAAACGAAAGUGUCCACUUGAUAGAAAAAGGGGACAAAGUUCCUAUAAAGCGCCAUCCUGAUUUCACCCUAUUUGCUUGCAUGAACCCGGCCACUGACGUUGGGAAGAAAGACUUACCAGUUGGCUUGAGGAAUCGAUUCACAGAGUUCUUCAUUGACGAGUUGAUUGAGAGGAACGAUUUGAUGCUCCUCAUUGGCGACUACUUGUAUCACAUGAAUUUGAGCGGAGCAACCUUAGAGUCUAUCUUCAAUUUCUACGCCAGUAUCCGAAAAGAGGCUAAAUUGAAUUUGGUGGAUGGAUCAGGCAAUGCUCCCCACUAUUCUCUAAGAACCCUAUGCAGGGCCCUGACAGCCGCAGCUAAAGCAAAAUGUGGCACUGUAUCAAGGUCUCUGUAUGAAGCCUUUUGCUUGUCGUUUCUGACGCAGCUGGACAGUUCCUCACAUCCUAAAGUCGAAGCUAUGAUAGCGAAAGCCGUUCUGGGAAAAAAGUCAGUCAAAUCCAUUCUGAACCAGAUGAUCCCCGAACCGCAAGUUCGUGGACAAAACUACCUGCUAUUUGAAGGUCAUUGGAUCCCUCAGGGCAAAUUGGAUAUCGACAUACCUGAAGGUUACAUCUUGACCUCAACAGUGAGGAAAAAUCUCCGAGAUAUUGCACGUAUCAUAUCUCUAGGACGACUACCGGUGUUGCUGCAAGGAGAUACCUCUGUGGGAAAAACGUCCCUUAUCACAUACAUCGCUAAAGCUUCAGGGAAUUACUGCGUCAGAAUAAAUAACCACGAACACACAGAUUUACAAGAGUAUAUUGGAUCGUAUGCUGCAGAUGCCAACGGGCGUCUGAUCUUCAAAGAAGGAGUUCUCGUCGAAGCGAUGAGGAAGGGAUACUGGAUUAUUCUCGAUGAGCUGAACUUGGCACCUAGCGAUGUCUUGGAAGCUUUAAAUCGUGUUUUAGAUGACAACCGCGAGUUGUUCAUACCAGAGACGCAGCAAGUCGUCAAAGCUGAUCCCAGUUUCAUGUUGUUUGCGACUCAGAAUCCUCCUGGUUUAUAUGGCGGCCGCAAGAUGCUGUCCAGAGCUUUCAGGAACAGAUUCGUUGAGUUGCACUUUGACGAGAUACCACGAAAUGAACUUGAGAUAAUUUUACACCAAAGAUGUCACGUGCCUCCUGCUUAUUCCAAAAAGAUGAUCGAAGUGAUGGCAGAACUGCAAAUCAGAAGGCGUGGUUCCGCUGCUGUACAAGGGAAAGACAGCUUUAUUACACUGAGAGACUUGUUCCGUUGGGGACAGCGUUACAAACAAGCUUCGAAAGAAGUACUAACGGAAGAGAAGUUUUACGAUUGGGAUCAGCACAUAGCAGAUGAAGGCUAUCUGGUACUGGCAGGGAAAGUCAGGCAAUCUGACGAGCGGAAAAUUAUUGAGGAUGUUAUAGAGAAGCAUAUAAAGAGGAAGGUGUGUCCAGAUAAUUUGUUCAGCCUUCACCAGACCACGUCUCCAGUGACCAAAGCCAUUUUGCAAACGAUUCUCAAUAACCAGCUCGUAGAGUUUGCGCAUGUCGUUUGGACAUACAACAUGAGGAGGUUGGGCGUCCUGAUAGCCAAAGCAUUUACGUUCAAUGAGCCUGUGCUAUUAGUUGGAGAGACAGGCUGUGGUAAGACCACGAUAUGUCAAGUUCUAGCAGCGUUAACUAAACGACAACUGCUGUCUGUGAAUUGCCACAUGCACACGGAAAGCUCAGAUUUUCUUGGAGGACUUCGGCCUGUAAGGCAGUACAAGAACGAUGGAAGACUAUUUGAGUGGGUUGACGGACCACUCAUAAAAGCCAUGGAGAACGGCGAUUUGUUUUUAGCAGACGAAAUUUCACUGGCUGAUGAUAGUGUUUUAGAAAGAAUGAACUCUUUGCUCGAACCUGAAAGGCAGCUGGUACUGUCCGAGCGAGGCAUGGAAGAGAAUUCAGAUAUCGUGAUUAUAGCAGCGCAGGAGAAUUUCCACUUUAUUGGAACAAUGAAUCCUGGAGGAGAUUUUGGAAAGAAAGAACUUUCACCCGCUCUUAGGAAUAGAUUCACCGAGAUAUGGUGUGAUAGCGCUUCGUCCAAAGAAGACUUGUUGCGAGUGCUUGAAAACAGUGUCAAUAAAGGGAUUUCUUUGGGGAACCAAGAGGAUGGUACUUCCGGGAUAGGGUUUGCAAUAUUAGAAUUUACGGAUUGGUUAAAGGGGUCAGAAGUUACCAACAAAUUCCCAUUUAGUAUCCGCGAUCUUUUGUCCUGGGUGCAAUUUAUUAACGUGACCGUGGUAAAGAACCUUCUCGAUGCCCCGGAAGCAUACGUGCAUGGUGCAUGCAUGACGUUCCUUGAUUGUUUUGGAACGGCUCUUACAGGGCAUAUUGAUUCAGAAACUUUGAUCUUGCUGCGAGAAAAUGCUAUAAACUUUUUACUCAAACAGGUUGGAAAUGAUUACACACAAUCGUUAAAAGAUACACUUAGUAGCAAACAUGUACAACUAAAAGCAGAGUACGACGGGCAAAGGUUUGGUAUCAAUCCUUUCUACAUCGAAAUUGGGCCCCAAAUGGAGGUUUCAGAGGAGACCGAUAAGUUCACGUUUACUGCACCAACGACUGGUUCGAACACGUUGCGGUUACUGCGGGGUCUUCAGCUAAAUAAAGCCAUCCUUCUUGAAGGAAAUCCUGGAGUUGGCAAAACUAGUUUGGUCUCAGCAUUGGCUAAAUCGUCAGGGCACAAAGUGGUGCGCUUGAACUUGAGCGAUCAAACGGACAUCACCGAUCUGUUUGGAACUGAUCUACCAAACGAAAAUGGAUCUUUCACAUUCAAAGAAGGCGCAUUCCUUAGCGCUCUUCAAAAUGGUGACUGGAUCUUAUUAGACGAGUUGAAUCUGGCACCCCAGCCGGUCUUGGAAGGCCUGAACGCCUGUUUGGAUCACAGAGGCGAGGUGUACAUACCAGAGUUAGGGAAGACUUUCAAAGUGAAGGAACAGACCCGAUUGUUCGCCUGCCAAAACCCCUUAAAGCAAGGAGGCGCCCGUAGAGGUCUACCUGUCUCAUUCUUGAACAGAUUUACCCAAGUGUACAUAGAUACUUUGACGAAAGAUGACCUUAUUUACAUAGUCGAAGCGCAGUACUCGACAUUGGACAAAGACAUAUUGCAUAGAAUAGUAAACUUCAACUGUGAAGUCGCGCACGAAAUUACCGAGCUGCAGUGUUGGGGUCACCGAGGCAGCCCUUGGGAAAUGAACUUAAGAGACAUCCAGAGAUGGUGUGAAGCCAUGAUUGAAGAUCAGAAGAACGGAAAAAAGGUUUCUACCGGAAAGUUCGUGGAUAUGCUCUACGUCAAUCGUAUGAGAACAGCAGAAGACAAAGAGAAGAUGAAAAGCAAGUACGACCAAUUCUUCUGCCCCAAAUAUCCUCGAAGCGACUCUAACCCGCAGUUCAGUAUAGGUAUUGAUGAAAUUAGUAUCGGAGAUGUCUCAUUGGAGAGGAACAUAGAAAAAUGCUUUAAAAAUCGCAGAGUUAUGCAGACCAGUUCGGUAUUACUGCGGAGUCAGAUGUCGUCUUUAAAAGCAUUGGCUCAGAGCGUGAACAUGAAUUGGCUCUCGAUCCUCGUCGGACCCACUGCUACAGGAAAAAGUACUAUAGUUCAAGUACUCGCAGACUUGACGGCAAACGACCUCCAUGUAGUUCCAGUGACGUCAGCGAUGGACGUUUCCGACCUUUUAGGAGGAUUCGAGCAAGUCGACCUCAACAGAAAUCUGGAAAAUCUCUUCGACAAAAUAGAAACUCUCACAGUCCACGUUUUAAGAAAUAUAUGGCUGAACCAAAACGCGAAUUGGAAGUCGAACAAUUUGCUUUCUCACUUGUACGAAUAUAAUAAGUUGCUGAACAAUGAUAAUAAUGAGAUGGAUGAAAUGACAAGGUUCAAUGAAAAGAUCAAGUUCCUUUUAAGACACUGUAAACAUUUGGUUCGUCACACCGAACAUUCUCAAGCGUUGACUGACAAAUUGAAAGAAUUGGAGGAUAAUUUGAACCGUUUGCUUUCGAAAGCGGCUAAAGCGUCAUCGGUGAAUGCCGGUGGGAAAUUCGAGUGGGUAGAUUCACUGUUAGUGAAAACCUUGAUCGAAGGGUCGUGGUUGUUGUUGGACAACGUCAAUUUGACGUCAUCAGCCGUGUUGGAUAGGUUGAAUGGCUUAUUGGAGCCAAACGGCGUUUUAAGUAUACCGGAGCGUGGAGAAAUGUGUGAGAUCAAGCCGCAUCCUAACUUCAGAAUUUUCUUCACCAUGGACCCUAAGUAUGGAGAGAUUUCGAGGGCUAUGAGGAACCGAGGUGUGGAGAUAUAUUUGCUUCGACCAGAUGAUUGGAAUGUCACUUUGACGGAUACCAUGCCCUACAUGGAUCUAAGCGCUCUGCUGCUGUCAUGCGGCCUCCCAGUGAAGUUCCAUAAGCUGUACCUUAAGUGCCAUGAAUUGAUGGAGUCGUAUAUUCAAGGUUUAGAACGGCCAACGAUAUACCACUUGAUGCAAGCCGCUCAUCUCAGCCGUCAGCAAAUGAUCCGAGCGGUGCCCCACGAUAUAGCUCUACUAAACAGUUUCUCUGACGUCUACAUCAAACCUCGGAGUAUGGCAGACUUCGCUUCAAACUGCCAGGCUCCUCUAGCAAAGCUAAAGAAUGACAUGUUAAAAACAAUUGAACUGGAACUACAGAAUACAAAAGUCGUUGAUGACAUCGAAGCCAGCAGUACUCUACGGGUCAAAGAACUGUGCACACACUCUGCCCAUGAACUGGCAAAUCGAUUAGCUUACAGCGUCAUUCAAAUCGAUGAAGCAUCGAGUUUCGAGAAAACACUAAAAAACACACUUUACAAUUUGUUCGUAGCCUACCAAAGAUGUCCCAAAGAAAUUCUGCCCGCUUUGCGCAUGGUUAUAGACAGAACAUUCAACGACAGAGAAGAAUAUGACUACAAGUACAAAGUAUACAGUCUAAAUUUCAAUGAAUCGAUCUUCAAUAGCUCUGAGGCUCAUACGUUAUUGAAAACCCAUCUAAGGUUUUUGCCAGAACAAUGCACGUUAAAUGAAGAAGCAAUCAAAAGAUUGAAUGAAAGCACUCUCAUUCUGUACAUGCAACUGGUGGCGUCAUUUUACAUAAAUGUCAAGCCUUCAUCCGAGGGGAUUAAAUUCGUAGAUUACUCGAGAGCAGUUCGCAUGGAUCAGUUGACAGAUGACUUCUCUGAAUACCCACUUUUGAGAAACUGUCUGAAUUACAUUGAAUACAUUGACGAUUGUACCUUGAAAGUCAUCAAAAGCCUACAAGAUAAACUGGACGAUGAAACGACUAUCAAUAUUCUGCGACUUCUAAACUGGAAAUACAGAUUCCUAGACGUAGCGUAUUCAUGCAUGUUCCUAAAACAGGAUGUGACCAGGAAAAAGAGAAUUCUCGACUUGAAACUGGUAAAAUCGAUCUAUCUGCAUUGCAAGUGGGUGGAGAAGCACCUCUUCCAAGAAAUGUUUAAGAUCUUGCCUCCAGACAAUGAAGUAAAGAAACAGUUUCAUUCAAAAGUGCUGAGUUUCACUGGAGUUAACGACCAAGUCAGCGCCAAAUCUGCUGUAUUCGGGAAGAAGCUUAGGAAGUUGGUUGGCCAGCCAAUAUUAUACGCGAAUCAGGGUCAAUACGAACUGUGUCAGACGAGGCGCACUNGACGAACUAUAUUCAAGAGUGCCUCUAUAAAUCUGAAACAGCCUCUAGAAAGACAGAAUCAAAUUCUACGCUUAAACUACAAUGUGGCGAGCGACUUGAAAUUGGCGUUAGACGUUCCAGACGAGGAAACAUUGAAUACUAUUAUACAAAACAGCUCUAUAAGUUCUAAUUCUGAUCAGUACAAGACAGAUGCUUCCGUGUUACCCUUCAAUGCUUGUGUUAUACAAAGGGUACUGAUUAUUUUGAAGGAACAAAUAUUCAAAGUUGUAAAUGACUUGACUGCGGAUGAAAAGAAGUUUAUUUUGAGGAAAGAUUUCAGUGAAGUGUUGGCCAAUAUGGUGCAUUUUGCAAGGGUUUCUAAAGGACUUGCGCCAGAGUUGUUGAGCCUGCUUGACUACUUGUCCAAGUUGACGGACGGCACCUUUGACAUAAAUGAAGUGAAAACAAGCAUAUCAAGUCUUCCAGUAAGAUUGUACGACGAACUUUACAAAGCGCUGACUCACUCGCCUGCCGUAUACCCUCACCCAUUCCUGAAUGUGAAUAAUGACACAGCCCCUGAGAAAGUACCCAUUGAUAGCAAGAGGAUGUCUACAAACUUACCGUUGAUGCCGUAUUAUGUACAGAACAUGACCUUGUCGAAGGAUCUUGAAGGAUCCCAUCACGUGCUUGCUUACGAGACUGUGCCGUUACAAGAACACGCCAAGUAUUCAAGCCAGCUGGAGAUCAUACAGAAUAUGAUAUGGAAGAAUAUGGCCACGCUUAGCAUGGCGGUCAAGUCCUCCGUAGAUACAAAUUUGAAUUUCGAAUUGAAGAAAUUCGACCAACUGAUGGCUUACGUGCGCCAAGUGUUGCCAGAUUAUGACCAAAUGUGCGAAAAAUUGAAUUUGUUAGACAAUGCAGCCCAUUUAGACUUCGAAGUCGAAGAUCGACCAAUAUUCGUAGACAUGAUUCACGACGCUCUCCAAGUCUGCAAAAGGCUGAAAAAUGUUUCAUCUGAGGAUCUUUAUGAUCAUUCUGUUGAAACGAAAGUAUUGACUGCCAAAGUCGCUUUGUAUACCAGUAUCAUUUUAGUCACUGUGAUGUCCAAAAUGAAACCAACUGACCACGUGGAGAAAUAUCGCCUGAAACUCCGUUAUAUAGACGAGGAUUUAAAUACCUUAGAUGGAUUACUGACAGCUUAUUAUAUGCAAGGGUUGGUGUUCGGAAAUUUAAUGGACACAAAGCAAAUAUCAUUUUCUGAUGUGACCACUGAAAUGUUGAUGGGUAACAAAGACAGUUUGAAGAAAAUGCACCCACAUUGUGGGGUAAUUUUUGAAACCAGGGAGAAAACGUUAGCAAAAAUAUCCAAGUACGCUAAAGGAAAUACAUUCAGACCUGAAGAUCCGACAUAUGACGUGUUCCUCACGGAUUGCACACACGUAUCCAAGUCUGUUUUGAAAGCAAAAACAUCUUCCCACCUGGCCUUGAGCUUGAAGGCAAGCUCCGAUCAUUUGCUACAGAUUCUCCAAGGAAUGCCUCAGGGACAGGGCGAAUUCAGCCUGUCUAAAGCGCUAAAAGACGCCUCUCACGCUGUCCAGGAAUCCAAACUAUGGCUGUAUUCACUAAACGCUUUCUACAAGAAACUUGAAACGGAAUAUUCCGAUGCCUUCCCUGAUAUAGCAAAACCGUACUUGAUGUCGAUAUCUCAAGUGGAAAAUAGCAUAAUGUCGCUUAACGACUUGGUGAAGGAAAUGUCCGCGAAGAUUGAGGCAGGGCCAAACUUUGUGGAAACGAUAAUAAAGUUAAUGAAGUUCCCGAACAGUAUACCAAGCGAUACGAAAGAGAAAUAUUUGGUGCAGUAUUUGUCGCCAACUUUGAUGCAAUAUCUGCUUAAAAAUAAGGUGGUAAAUGAAGGAGAAUCGCAAAACGGGCGCAUGGAAAUGAUUGAGUUAUUAAAAAUGAACUUAUCAGAGCUGAAAAUGCACGCCACGGCGCUGGAGUCUGUAGACAAUGCUACAAUAAACGCUGUCCAAAUGACUCUAAAGGAACUUGUUGAUAUUUGGUACAAAGAGCAAAUGGAUAUCGAAAAGAAGAAGCAGGAUGAUGAAGCGCUUUAUGUGACCAAGUCUAAAUGUGAAGAUGAAGAUGACGAAGUAACAGCCCAGAAGGAAAUAAAGGAAUUAUUCCCCUCAUUUUCUGACGUCGAUUUCGGGGAAUUCAAACCUCCAACCCUAGAACAAAAGCCUGUUCAUCCCACAGAGCACACGCCCAAACAAAAACCUCUGUUCUCAUCCGAAGUUAUAUCCUUGGUUUACAAGUGGCAUUCGAACUUCGUACGAAAUAUGACGAGGGCAGAAUGGUUACCCAUUCCGAAGAAGUUGGUAGGUAACGAUGUGGUGAGCCCUCUGUUACAGAGGUAUCCUAUAUUCGGCCAGGUAGUCGAGAAUUGCUGGGAAGCUAUUGGGGCGGAGGUUGAAUGUAUCCUGACACCUAGUUUGAUGGUGAUAUUGUCGCAAAUGAAGGAGCAAGUCGAUGGAAGUGCGUCACAGAAUACAAAAAUUGACUUCUACCGGUCUCCAUGGGUGGCGGAGACUCGCCAGUGUUACCCGUUGUUGACUAUGGUCAAAGACGCCACGAACACCUUGCUUGACCAAUGGCCGGACUUCCCUACACUGAAAGACAUAAUCGUAAUAAUAGACCGCAUCCUCGGCUUCCCGGUGACAAGUCCCGUGUCCCGGUUCCUUACCGGCUUAGAACUCCUCCGGGACAAGAUUGAGGAGUGGAACAAAAACGCCCACAAAGGCAACAAUAUGGUCGAACAGUCGCUAUCGGUCGGACAACAGAUCGUGAACUGGAGGAAACUGGAAAUGGGACAUUGGAAGGAGUGCCUCAACAAUUUAUAUCAGAGAAAGCAAGCCGAAGCGCACAAAUACUGGUUCUACCUAUUCAACGUCAUCCAGUCCCACUUGGAGCAGACAGAAGAUACGCAUGACGUAUCUUGCGCGCGCAUCGUUAACGUGCUACGGGAGUUCAUGGAGCGAUCUAGCUUGGCCGAGUUUGAUGUCCGUUUGGAUAUUAUUUACUCAUUCCAUUGUCAGCUGGUGCAUUUGGAGUCACAUGACAGACGAGACGAACUCCUAGCUAUUCUCUGGAACACCUACAACUACUACGCACAGUUCAGAGCGCAAGUGGCCGCGCAUAUAAAAGAGAAGCGAGCGCCAAUAGAGAAGAAACUGCGAGACUUCGUCAAGAUAUGCUCCUGGGAUCGAGACCUGAGCUACUGGAGCGUGAAGGAUACAGUUGACAAAGCGCACAAAGCUUUGCACAAACAUACCAAGGAGUUUGAGAACAUCCUCAAAGAGAGCGUGUCCAGUUGCCUAGUGGACAACAGUACCGACAGCGGGGCUGAUCACGUGGGAAUAUGGGACCGCCCCAAACGCACCACCGGGGCCGCCGCGCCUACAGGCGGGGCUUACAUGAUCGACCCACAGAACUUUGUGCUGCUGACGCGAAAUGUUAAGCCGUCGGAGAAGAAAUACCUCGACCAAGCAGAACAGUUAACGGCCUGGAUCGCCGAAGGAUCGCUGCUGUCCAAAAUACCAAGCCUAGUCAACAAAGCGAAGACGCUGUGUAAAGACACCAUCACUAAUUCGCGGUACCCAGCCUUGGUGCAGGGUUUGGACGACUUCGUGACCGCUGUGAUCGAGACUAGCACUCAUCUUGGCUCUUUGGAGGCUGACACUUCCCUACCAAAAGACAAACAAAUGUCCCAAGCCAAGAACAUCGUCCAGCAAAAGCGCAAAGCCCUAGCUGAUCUCUUCAAGUACCUCAUGAAGAUGGGUCUCAACUACCGCUCGGGACUGCUCCUGUUGUCUAUGACUGAGAACGAGAUCUAUGACUUCACUAUUCCACCUGUGGACGUCGACGCGUUGAUGGGCUAUUUGAAGAACAGGCGCUGCGACGCGGCUCUAAGUUUACUUUGGUCUGGCUGCGAGACGUACUUCCAAAAGAACAUAGCGCGACACCGGCUGCUAUCCUCAGCACUACAAACGCCACAUCAAGACCUGGGACUGCCCAAUAUUGAGAGGUGUAAAGGAUUCACCGCUCAGUUAAUGCAUCUAACAAUUACACAAAAGAAAUCAAUAUCAAAAUACUCGCAAUAUCUGUACGAUUUGCGCACUGUCACGACAAAUAUAGAGAACAUUCUAGAAAUUGACGCCACUGAUGUCAACAUUACAACAAUGGAAGAGAAAAUAACCAUUCUCACUGAAUGCUACGCGAACUGUAGCAUAUUACUUGACCAGUUCAGCGUUCUACUAAAGUCUUGUCCAGAAAAAACAUACACGGAAACUGAAUUUGAUUUGGUACUGUCAGAUUCGCCAAUCGUACGUUGCUUCAAAAACAGUGACGAAUGGAACGAACUGUACAAACAAGUGAAAGCUAUCAUCGCUACGGUGACAAAAGAAAAAGCGAACCUCCUCAAAUUACAACCUGUUCCUAAGAAGUUCGCAAACAAUAAAGAAAAAUCCAUUCCUACUAUAUCUCAGGCGCACAUUGAUAUUACAAAAGAGGCCAGAAAUGCACUGGAACGUAUGAUAAGCCAGAUAGAUGAUAUACUGAAGAAAUAUAACUUCACAUUGAAACAUAAAUCCGCUUUCAAUUUGGCCGAAUCGCCUCAGCAUCCAAUCCUUACGAGCUUGAUUGAAUUGACUGACUAUUUGACAGGAACCAUCAAAAAGAUUGACGAUUUAAACCAGCCCAAUAAAGAUUCAAACACAGAGGACUUGACUGACAAAUUGAUUAGUAACACUAAAGAUGUAGUCGCGAAUUUGCUGUUAAUCAUCCAAUCGGUCUACAAGAAGCAUUUGCCUAAAGGCAAGGAAAGCAACGAGCUUCUGAAUGAAAUAGAUGACAGUGAAAAAGAGGUUGAAAGAGAAGAUUCUAAGGAAUUGCUGGAAGACAAUCAUUUAAGAGAGCUUCUUCAUGAACAAAUAAUGAAUGACGGGAAGCUGUUACAGUUGAGGGUUUUGAUUGAAAAAUGUAAAGGUUUACUACGUGAUUACGUGGAGUAUGUAGCGUCAACAAAUGACGUGGAGAAGGGAAGAGAUACGGUCAUGAGAAUGGUGCCAAUAUUGGAACAGGCGGUUCUGUUCGUGCAGUAUUUCGUGACGCAGAAAGUGGCAGUUCAUAGGGUGUCGUGCAAGAUGCUGUCUGUCUUGCUGAAGAUAUUCUCGGACUUGGCUACCAAAGGAUUCUGCAAGCCUUCAGACAUGGAAGAGGAAGGGGAAGGUGAAGGCGGACCAGGAAAGUUAUCAGGAGGCACAGGCCUCGGGGACGGCGAGGGACAGAAGGACGUCUCGGACCGGAUCGAGAACCAGGACCAAUUAGAAGAUGCUCAUCGCCCUGGCGAAGAAAAGAAAGACGAAGAAAAAGAUUGCAAAGAAGAAGAGAAAGGUAUCAACAUGACUGACGAUUUCGAUUCGCAUCUUCAAGACGUUGACAAGAAAGAAGGUGAAGACUCGAAUGAUGAAGAUGAUGACGAAGACGACCCUGACAAGCAAAUGGGUGAAACUGACAAUGCAGCUGAAAAGUUAGAUCAGCAAAUAUGGGGUGACGAAGAAGAUCUUGAGGACGACCAAAGCAAGAAAGAGUCAGAAGAAAAAGGUACCGGCGAGAGUACUGGCGAGAAAGAGAUGGGUGCUAAGGAUGAAGAGCAAGGCACUGACGAUGGGAAAGAAGGAAAGGAUAAAAAGAAAAAGAGAGACAUCAAUGAAAUGGACGAACCGGAGGUCGAUGAUGACCAUGUGGAUCCAUACCACGGCAAUCAACAGCAGAUGCCUGAACCGGAGGACUUUGAAAUGCCCGACAACUUGAAUUUGGACGGCGAAGAAGGGGAAGAUAAGGAAGGUGAAACAGAAACCGAAAAUCCGUUUGAAGUGGACGUAACCAAAGACGACAUCCCCAAGGAUCAGGAGGAAUCUACUCAAGAUGACAAAUCUCAAGACGAGGGCAAAGGAGAGGAGCAUGGAACCGAGGUGUCAAGCGACAGCGAGGGUGAAGAAAACGGUGAUGGUGAUAGCCAAGAUAAGUCGCAAAACAACGAAGACGACACGACGCAAACAGAGGCCGACACAGAAACAACGCAAGAUGACGGUCAAGAUGGCGGCGAUGAAGACACCUCGCAGCCCGAAGACUCCGAUAUGACGCAGCCCGAGGACUCCGAUAUGACGGAGCCCGAUAGUGCUGAGCAGGAUCUGCCCAGGAAUCCGGAUAAGAUGGACGAGGAUGAACAGGAAGAUUCCGAGCAGAAAAGUCGAGAGGAUAAUAAUCCUCAAGCAAACCCGUCCAAUGACGACCAGUCGGCGGAAGAUAAGGCAGAGAAUGCCCAGAUGGAUAGAGGCACGGACGAUAAUGUUGAAACUAACGCGGAUCAGAAGAAGGAUGAAGAGUCUGCGCCUUUUGAACAAGCCCAAGAGCAAGUGGGUGAAGACAAACAGUCCAUGGGCCGAUCGGAGCUCGACCAAAGCGACAGGGGACACCGCGGCGAGAAGCAAGCGGCGAGCCGGGCCGACCGCGCGCAGCAGAAGCGGGACAAACACGACAACAAGCCCGGGAAGACUGACCAGGAACGCACGCUGGGUGACGUAAACGAAAAGAAACACAAACAGAAGACGCUCAACGUAGAGCGAGACGAAGAGAUGGAGGAUGGCGGUGAGGGCCAAGAGGACGACGAUAAGGACGCGGACGCGUACCAACACGUCAAACAGGCGAAGAAGGACGAUUUACAGGUCAUAGAUGCGGCGACCAAAGAGCAAGCAGAUCAACAGCCGACUCUGCAGGAAGACGAGGAAACGGAAGAAACGACCGCCGACGACGAAAUCCCUAUGGAUGUAGAUGAAGAAGAUUUACAGGUUGAGAAGGGUGAAGAAUUGAAGCCCGAGAAAGUGAAAGAAGGUUCGGACAAACAGAAAGAGAAAGAAAAAUCUGGCAACAAGAAAGAGGGAGCGGAAGAGAAUACUGGCGAGACUGGCAUCGAGGUAGAGGGCGACACUGUGCUCACUACGCAUGUGCCGAGGCCGGCUGACACUAGCUUCCACACUAGGCUAGAAGAGUCCCACGAGCGUUCAGAAGACAUGACCGUCGAGCAAUAUAUGAGCAUUCGGGAAUGGCUGACGUCAGGCGCAAGACCCGGGCCCGGCCCGGCGGCGGCCUGGCGCUCACUAUGGCAAGAGGCUGCGCCGGCGGCGAGAGCUCUUUGUGAGAGGCUGCGGCUGGUGCUGGAACCCACGGGGCGUUCAAGGAGAGCUGGUGACUUCCGCACCGGGCGCGCUAUUAACAUGCGCCGCGUCAUCCCCUACAUCGCUUCACACUUCCGCAAGGACCGCAUCUGGCUCCGCAGAACUAAGCCGGCCAAGCGGGAAUACAAGAUUGCUAUAGCUGUCGACGACUCCAGUUCAAUGAGCGACAAUAGGAGCAAGGAGCUGGCGUUUGAAAGUCUGGCGCUGGUGUCGCAAGCUCUGAAUCUCCUGGAAUCCGGCGACCUCGCCGUCUUAAGCUUCGGCGAGAAGCCGAAUCUUCUCCACCCAUUCACGGAGCAGUUUUCCGAACAUUCCGGCUCCAAGAUCCUAGAACAACUUCGCUUCGAGCAAACCAAGACUAAAGUGGCCCAGUUGUUGGACUUCUGUACUGUGCUAUUUGAAGAACAAACGAUACGUACUGAUGCAAUUAACGCUAAACUACUAGUGAUUGUCAGCGAUGGACGGGGUAUAUUCUCGGAAGGGGAGACGAAGGUGAUACAGGCGGUCAGGAGAGCAAGACAAAUGGGCAUAUUCCUUGUCUAUGUUAUAAUUGACAAUCCGGAUAAUAAGGACUCCAUAAUGGACAUCAAACGGCCUAUCUGGGACCCAGUGACGAACGAGCUAAGUUUCAUACAGUACCUCGAUACGUUCCCCUUCCCCUUCUACAUUAUACUCCGAGACAUGUCCGCGUUACCCACGGUUUUGGGAGACGCGCUGCGACAGUGGUUCGAGUUGGCGGCCAAUGUUGCCAGCUAAAUUAAUUGUAGAUUAAGUAUACAAAAUAUUUGAGACGAUGUUGUCAUGAAUAAAAUAAAUAACUGGUGACUUGCAUACACGGUUCAGACU
This is a messenger RNA of Ostrinia furnacalis (Asian corn borer), 16497 nucleotides long. RefSeq names its product midasin. The record is from RefSeq and is a predicted model, not a curated record. Gene Ontology annotation, cellular component: nucleus; preribosome, large subunit precursor. Gene Ontology annotation, biological process: ribosomal large subunit export from nucleus; ribosomal large subunit assembly. The transcript is spliced from 45 exons. Gene Ontology annotation, molecular function: ATP hydrolysis activity; ATP binding. Lineage: Eukaryota; Metazoa; Arthropoda; Insecta; Lepidoptera; Crambidae. The coding region runs from base 1 to 16407 and encodes 5468 amino acids.